Molecule: messenger RNA, 1410 nt
Organism: Hippopotamus amphibius kiboko
Lineage: Eukaryota; Metazoa; Chordata; Mammalia; Artiodactyla; Hippopotamidae
Gene: EXOSC2
Product: exosome component 2
Exons: 9
Coding region: 16-897 (293 amino acids)
Biological process (GO): TRAMP-dependent tRNA surveillance pathway; CUT catabolic process; exonucleolytic trimming to generate mature 3'-end of 5.8S rRNA from tricistronic rRNA transcript (SSU-rRNA, 5.8S rRNA, LSU-rRNA)
Cellular component (GO): nuclear exosome (RNase complex); cytoplasmic exosome (RNase complex)
Molecular function (GO): RNA binding
Source: RefSeq, a predicted model, not a curated record
CUGAUUGGCGCCAAGAUGGCGAUGGAGAUGAGGCUUCCCGUCGCUCGCAAGCCUCUUAGCGAGAGCCUGGGCCGCGAGACGAAAAAACACCUGGUAGUGCCGGGGGACACGAUCACCACGGACACAGGCUUCAUGCGGGGCCAUGGGACCUAUAUGGGGGAAGAGAAGCUCAUUGCAUCCGUGGCUGGCUCUGUGGAGAGAGUAAACAAGCUGAUCUGUGUGAAGGCUUUGAAAACCAGAUAUAAUGGUGAAGUGGGAGACAUUGUAGUGGGGAGAAUCACAGAGGUUCAACAGAAGAGGUGGAAGGUGGAGACCAACUCCAGGCUGGAUUCAGUCUUGCUUCUCUCAUCCAUGAACCUUCCGGGAGGAGAGCUGAGGAGAAGAUCGGCAGAAGAUGAGCUGGCGAUGAGAGGCUUCUUGCAGGAAGGGGACCUUAUCAGUGCUGAGGUCCAGGCAGUGUUCUCUGAUGGAGCCGUCUCUCUGCACACGAGGAGUCUCAAGUAUGGGAAACUAGGCCAGGGCGUUUUGGUUCAGGUCUCGCCCUCCUUGGUGAAACGGCAGAAGACUCACUUCCAUGACUUGCCAUGUGGUGCCUCAGUGAUCCUGGGCAACAACGGCUUCAUCUGGAUCUACCCAACACCGGAGCACAAAGAAGAGGACGCAGGGGGCUUCACUGCAAACCUGGAGCCUGUCUCCCUUGCUGAUCGAGAGGUGAUCUCCCGGCUUCGGAACUGCAUUGUCUCGCUGGCAACUCAGAGGAUGAUGCUGUAUGAUACCAGUAUCCUGUACUGCUAUGAAGCAUCCCUUCCACAUCAGAUCAAAGACAUCUUAAAGCCAGAAAUAAUGGAGGAAAUUGUGAUGGAAACACGCCAGAGGCUGUUAGAACAAGAGGGAUAAGGAGAAGCGUCUAAAGCACAGGACUGUGGGUACCUGCCUGGAGCAGCCCUUGAAAGGGAACAGUCUGAUUGGUGGUCCCCGUGUGCAGCUCCGGGAAGAACUGGGAAACACAUCACUUGACCUACGUCGGCUGCCUCCACCCCGAAGACCUGCUUUCUCCUUUUUUAAGGCAAAGCCCGGGGGAAGGUGAACAGCGCUGCCAGCCCCUUGGGUUGCCCACAGAGUUCUGGUACUAGGGGUUGUUUCAGGCCUUUAAAAGCACUCAGUGUUCCAGCCGAGUGGACUCCUAUCCUGGAAUAACAUGGGGAAUCUUUUGUCUUGUAUUCACCAUCAACUCCCCAGGCACAGUGCCCCAUGAAAUUGCCCCUAUACAGAACAUGGCCUCCGUGACCCCCAGAUUGUCCGUUUUGGCCUCCAUUCCCACCUCCUUUAGAGCACGGGUACAGUGCUGAAGAAUAUAGUUGGUAAAGUUAACCCAAGAGUCAAAUGGAAGAAUAAAGCAACCAAGCAGCC